Molecule: messenger RNA, 6679 nt
Organism: Zophobas morio
Lineage: Eukaryota; Metazoa; Arthropoda; Insecta; Coleoptera; Tenebrionidae
Product: fatty acid synthase-like
Exons: 16
Coding region: 102-6032 (1976 amino acids)
Biological process (GO): fatty acid biosynthetic process
Molecular function (GO): fatty acid synthase activity; oxidoreductase activity
Source: RefSeq, a predicted model, not a curated record
UGGUGCACUCUGUGAACUAACUCAGUUUUCUAUAAUUCAAUAUAUUUUUUUUUACAGUUAAAUUCUUAACGUUAUUGCUGCAAUAAAUAUCGUUGAUAAAAAUGAAUUUGUCUGCCGACAGAAAAGAACAAUUAUUAUUUGACCCUAAUUAUCAAUAUAGUCGUUGCCUAUCGUCUCCACUACCUGGAGAAGAAGUAGUCAUAUCAGGCAUGUCCGGUCGUUUUCCAGAAUCGGACAAUGUUUACGAGUUUCGCGACAACCUAUUUAACAAAAAGGAUAUGGUUACUGAAAACGAUAAAAGAUGGAAACUUGACCGUCCCGACAUUCCGAAAAGAAGCGCCAAGAUUAAGGUUAUUAACAAAUUUGAUGCUGGAUAUUUUGGACUACAUUAUCGUCAAGCUGAUGUUAUGGAUCCCACUUUGAGAAUUUUAAUGGAAACGGUUAUUGAAGCUGUGAUGGACGCUGGAAUAAAUCCCUUAGAGUUAAAAAGAAGUAAAACCGGUGAAUUCGUUAGUGUGGGCUGGUCAAACGUUGAAAACCCCACAUUUGUCAAUGGAAUGGAGCCACAAAAGUUUGCAGUUACUGGUUGUCUGAAAUCGUUGUAUGCUCAUCGCCUCAGCUAUAACUUAAAAUUAAAGGGACCCACAUUUACAAUUGAUAGCGCUUCCAGUAGUUCUGCGAAUGCCCUUCAUUCAGCAUUUCAAUCCAUGAGAUGUGGUGAAUGCGAAAAUGCGAUUGUAGCCACUUGUAAUUUAACACUACAUCUUGGAACUACAAUUCAGUUUGCUCGCCUAGGUGUCCUAAGUCCUGACGGGGUUCCUAAAUCAUUCGAUCAGGACGGUAACGGCUACGUCAGAGGUGAAGCCUGUGGAUGCCUUUUUCUUCAAAAAUAUAAAAAUACAAAAAGAAUUUACGCGAAAAUUAUUAAUGCAAAAGUGAACAUCGAUGGUUUUAAAGCGGAGGGUCUGACAUUUCCGUCGUCACAAAUGCAAGAAAAGCUUAUGGUUGAAAUGUACCGAGAAAGUAAUAUCAAUCUUUCAAAACUGUGCUACGUCGAAGCACAUGGUACUGGUACUCCAGCUGGUGAUCCUGAAGAAGUGAAAGCUAUCGACAGAGCUUUAGCGAAAAAACGUGCACAACCACUUCUCGUGGGUUCAGUAAAAUCAAAUAUCGGCCACACAGAGUUUUCGUCGGGUUUUUGUUCCAUUAUCAAGGUACUGAUUGCUAUGGAAACCGGAUUCAUACCACCUAAUAUCAAUUUAAAAAGAAUUCGAAAAGGGCUGGAAGGGAUUGAACAAAACAGAAUGAAAGUUGUGACAGAAACUACUGAGCUUCUAGACCAUGAAGCAAUUGUAGGGGUUAAUAAUAUUGGUUUCGGAGGCAACAACUGCCACAUUAUAUUGCAAAGGUUUAAAAAGCACAAAAUCGAUGACGGAUUGCCAAAAGAUGAUGUCCCUAGAUUAAUUUGUGUCAGUGGUCGCACUAAUGAAGCAGUUUUGCACCUUUUAAAUGAAGUUAGCAACAAAAACUUGGAUGAAGAAUAUGUCGGUCUCCUUCAUCAGUUAUAUAAAAUAAAUAUUCCGAAUCACUUAUACCGAGGGUAUGCCGUAGUUUCAAAACGUGGUAUCAAAUCAAUGACAUCGAAAUUAUUACCCGCACGAAAACCACAUUUGCACGUAUUUUUUGGACAGUUUGUCAAUAAUUUUCGCACACUGGCUUCUCACUUGAAGAAUUUUUCGAUAUUUAAAGACAUCGAAACAAGGAUUAAUCAAAGUUUGGUGCACUACAAAAUAAAAACACUUAAAGAAAUUUUAGAAAGUAGGACUAAACAAGACGACGACGUAUUAGGUUCAAUAUGUGUGCAGUUAAUUAUGGUAGAUGUUAUGAAACACUUGAAAUUGUCUCCUAGUGGCGUUUUCGGUGAUACUUAUGGCAAAAUCGUUGUUGCUUACUAUCAUGAUGUAAUCCAACUAAAAGAGGCCUUGUCAAAUGUGAUGGAACUACGUAAAUUGAAUUUUGAUUCUAACAUAAAUUUUCAUUUUGAAAAUUUAGUUAACUUAAAAUAUAAAGAAUUAACUAAUGAAAAUUUUACUAAACCAGUUAAAGGAACAAUAUUGCUAAAUAUAUCCGAUUUUCCGCACAAUGAUGACAAUAUCUUACUCGUUGAAAAUGGAAGAGUCAAGUUACUGAGCCUAUUAGGAAGAUUAUAUACAGAAGGUUAUCUUCCACAAGUUCAAAAACUAUACCCUCAAAUAGACUUCCCUGUAAGUAGAAACACCUGCAUGAUUUCGCCUUUUCUUCAAUGGAACCAUGAAAACUUGUGGAAUACAUUCAUAUUCCGUGAAUUUGAAUCACCCCCUGGAGACCAAAAAGAGUACAACAUUUCAUACUUACACGAAGAACAUCAGUUUAUAAAAGGCCACGUUGUUGAUGGACGCAAUAUUUUUCCUGUUACCGAGUAUUUAAAACUAGUCUGGGAAACAUUUGCACAGAGUCGAAAAUUAGUGGCCUCUCAUAUUCCUGUGUUGUUUGAAAAUUGUAAAUUUAUCAGAACAACUACAGUGCCGGAAAGUGGUUACGUAAAAUUGCUCAUAUCGAUUCAACGAGGCACAGGCAAUUUUGAAGUUCUUGAAAAAAAUUCUCUGUUAGUCAGUGGACGUAUCCAGGUUUGUCCAAAUGCAAGUUCACGUCAAAUUGACCUACCACAUCUUACUUCGUUCAGUGGCGAUAAAUUAGAAAUUCUGGAACAAGAGCAAAUAUAUGGAGAACUUUGCCAAAGAGGUUACAAGUACAGCGGUUUUUUCAAAGCAAUUAAACAAUGUAAUGUAGACAUUUCUAUCGGUCUGGUUAAGUGGGAAAACAACUGGAGUGCUUUUAUGGAUAAUAUGAUUCAAAUGAAAAUUCUUAGUUCUGACACAAGAUUACUUUAUAUUCCGGUUGGCAUUAACAAAAUUAUAAUAGAUCCUUUAAAACAUGUAGAAAUUGCGAAAAGCCAGGAUGAACAAGAAUGUAUUUUACCUGUUUAUCUGAACGAAGACUCGAACAUGAUCAAGUCUGGCGGAAUUGAAAUACUCGGACUACAACUCAAAUCCAUUCCGAAGAAAAAAACUGAGUUGGAACAAGUUCUAGAAAAACACGUAUUCAUCCCCAAUAAUUCGUUUCUAGAAUUAGAACAAGCUGUGAGAAUCAACACUCAGAUUAUUCUAGAAAAUAAUUUAAAGGACAACUUGAAAGCCGUGGAAAUCAUAAAUGAACAAACGAAUAGAGAUACUGAACCGGUCCUAGUCUUCGUGAAAAAAGCCCUAAAACAUUUUCCACUAGUGGACUCUGAUCUUACCAUUUCGUCAAAAGUAUCCCCAAAUAAAACACCUGGUAUAAAAUUCGAACCGGUUAUCUUAACACCACACAGUAAUAUACUUUUGUACAUUGGUAGUAAACUUUUACAACAACCGAACACUUUAAAACAACUUUUCACACCGCUUACCCAAAACGGAUUUAUCUUAACACGGGAAGAUGUUGACGUAAAAGUACAAGACGCUACUAAUGACAUAGAAAUUCUCACUGACUACACAACCCCAAAUGAAAGAAUCAUACUAUUGCGGAAAAAGGAGGACAUUUUUGUGCCCAAGUUUAUUGAAAUAUCCUCGAAUAAUUUUGAGUGGCUACCCGAAUUACAAAAAUCUUUAAAUCUUCAACAAAAUAUUAUAACUUUUGCAUCAAAUCGAGAUCCUGAAGGAAUAUUGGGUUUAAUAAAUUGCAUCAGAAAAGAAACAAAUGGCAGUUCAGUGAAGUGCUUCUUUAUGAUAGAUGAUGCUCCGGAAUUUUAUCCCCAACACCCAUUCUAUAGUAAACAAAUCAGUAAAAACUUGGCUGUUAAUAUUUAUAAGGAUAAAUCGUGGGGAACAUAUCGAAAUCUUCUAUUAGAAGAAAGACCGAAGAUUAAAUGCGAACAUUCUUAUGCACAUUUUAAAACUGGUGGCGGCAUUUCAAGUUUUGAAUGGAUAGAGGGUCCUUUACCUGAAGAAGUACCAAUGAAACAAGGGCAACUUUUGAUUUCAACAUUUUAUUCGUCAGUUAACUUUAAAGAUGUUUUGGCAGCUUCUGGGCGUGCAAAUCUAGAAAUAUUGCAAUCUCAUUCACUUGGCCAAAAUCUAUUCGUUGGAUUUGAAUUUUCAGGAAAAGAUUCAAGUGGCCGCAGGAUAGCUGGAAUGACCAACACUCAAGGAAUUUCAUCUUCUGUCACUUUGGAUUCUUCUUUAGCUUGGAAAGUUCCAGACGCUUGGACGCUUGAAGAUGCGGCGACAGUUCCCGUUGUAUAUUCCGCUGUUAUUUAUGCUCUUUUGGUGGUUGGCGAUAUGAAACCGGGUUCUUCAGUUCUUAUUCACUCCGCCACUGGUGGUAUUGGACUAGCUGCCUUGAACGUUUGUCUACACUAUAAAUGCGACGUUUAUGUAACCGUUGGCAAUCAGGAAAAAAGAGCGUAUUUAAAAGAAAAUUAUCCACAAAUUCCAGACAAUCAUAUUGGAAAUUCACGAAACACCUCAUUCGAACAAAUGAUCAAUAGACAAACCAGGAGUAGAGGCGUUGACUUUAUUUUGAAUUCUUUAAGCGAGGAUAAACGGCCAGCUUCGAUUAGGUGUUUAGCACAAAGAGGACAGCUAAUGGAAUUUGGGACGUACGAUUUGGCGAAUGACAGUGCUUUAAACCUUUUAUUAAUGGAAAAAAAUGCCACAUAUCACGGGAUCUUGUUAGACAUUGUGGUCAGAAAUUUUAAAGAAAUGGGGACCAAAGUGGUUAAACGUUUAAUAGAAGGAAUUGAAGCAGGUUUCGUGAAACCGCUGCCUAGGGUUGUAUUUAGUGCAGCUGAAAUUGAAAAAUCGUACAGAUACAUGAUGGUAGGUAAACACAUUGGCAAAAUUUUGAUCAAGCUGAGGAAUGAGGAAGAAGACAAUGUUCACAUUAACCAAAUAAAUAAACUAGAAAUUAUGUCAAAUCCACGCAUCCAUUGUAACCACCGUUGCACUUACGUCAUUAUUGGAGGGCUAGGUAAGGUCGGUUUAGAAUUAAGUGAUUGGUUGAUUCAGAGAGGUGCCAGAAAACUAGUACUAAAUUCUAGAUCAGGGAUACAAAAUGGUUACCAGCAGCGGAGAAUAAAUAUCUGGUUAACAUACGGCGUUGAAGUUAAAAUUUCCACAAAAAACUCAACCACUGAGCAAGGAUGUGAAGAUCUAAUUAACCAAGCAAAUGAGCUUGGACCUCUCGAUGCUAUUUUUAUUCUAGAUGGACUAUUUGAAAAUCUAACCGAAGAAAAUUUCGACGCGUCGCUAGCUCGCAUCACGCUAUAUUUGGAUCGAGUGACCAGAAAAUUGUGUCCCAAAUUGAGGUAUUUUGUAAUAUUUUCGUCAUUAUGCUGUGGUCACGUUAAUCCGGGUAAGAUCAACAAUAAUAUGGCAAACUCUGUUAUGGAAAGGAUUUGUGAGAGUCGAAAACGGGAAGGACUACCAGCCGUAGCUAUCCAAUGGAGGACAAUCGGUGAAGUUAAUUUGUUGGGACCAAUGCAAAUUCAAAAUAAAACGUUUGUGAUAGAUGAUACUCUUCAACAACACAUUUUAAACCGGCUUGACAUGUUAGAUGUGCUAUUAAAUCAUGACUAUCCAGUUGUUUCUAGUACCGUGAUCGCCGAAAAGCAUUAUAACAGUGAGAUUAUUAAUGCAGUAAAAGGGGUUGCCCGCGUUUUAGGAAUAAAAGACAUGAAAACCGUAAGUCAGUAUUCGACAUUUCCAGAACUCGGUAUGGAUUCGAUGGUAGGAACAGAGAUAAUUAACCUUUUAAAUAAGAAUUUUGAGAUCUACGUAACACCUGCAGAUCUGAGGUAUCUAACAUUUGCAAGACUUUCUGAAAUGGAAGAAGAAAAAAUAAGUAAAAUUAGAGAAAGUGUUGAUAAUGAAAAAGAAUGUACAAAUUUGAUGGUUCCUAAAUUCGACAGUAAAGUGGAUCUAAAUAAAGAAGCUCCCACCGUGUUAGUUAAUUGAUUCUUAGUUGUUAGUAUACCUACACUUUUGAAGUUAUGAUUACAUUAUUUACAUUAUUUCAUAUCAAAAUGUUGUUUUUUUAUUACUGCGUUGAAAUCAAAUGAACAUGGGCACAUGGACGGCGAAACCAUGGUAUGACUUGAAACACUCAAUAAAAAUUUCAAGAAUUGCAUGUCUGCGGAUAAAGAUAUAUGUAGAACAUUUUAGGAUAUGUAUUGGUAACUCAAGAGCUUCAACAACGAAUGGAAGUGGUAGCCGCUACAUUUCAUGGCACUCUCGGAGUUUUUUUACGUAUCUGUGCAAACAUGUUGCGACGUGCUGAGGCUUGUAUUGGUAGUCAAGGACAACAUUUUCAAUAUUUAUUGUAAAAUGGCAGUGGCAUUCUAAGUUGCUCUUAUUUUUGUUCUAAUAAACAAUGUGGAAUCGUUAUGACAAAGACCAAUCAUCCGUUAGAAAAAAAGUCGAUCACCAUGAAGCAUUAACAAAAAUCGGUCCUUCUCAGGACCAUCAUGAAUACAUGAAUAAACGAAUGAUAACCAGCAAAAAUUCGGUUUUACUUUUAACUGAAACUGGAAGUGUUUACAUCGUUUUUAUUCGAACGUUUUUCCACCUACUUUUUAAAAGUUGUAUCAGUGGCAUCGCAUCUA